This is a messenger RNA of Humulus lupulus (European hop), 1231 nucleotides long. Its product is annotated as protein TAB2 homolog, chloroplastic. The transcript has 5 exons. Gene Ontology annotation, molecular function: RNA binding. The record is from RefSeq and is a predicted model, not a curated record. NCBI's taxonomy places the organism in Eukaryota, Viridiplantae, Streptophyta, Magnoliopsida, Rosales, Cannabaceae. Bases 35 to 1174 code for a protein of 379 amino acids.
CCACUACCAGCUAGCUUCAGCUGAAGCUUUAUCCAUGGCGAGCUUAAGCUUCAACUCUUCGAGACUGAGAACCCCAGCGUUUCAAUCUCAGAAACCCAUUUCCAACUUCAAAAAACCCAUUAAAAUCCCAUUCAGUUUCUCCUCGAGCCCUCCCAGAAGCUGGCCAAAACUACGCCGUUUCGGGGGGUCGAGUUCCGUUUCAGGAAGCUCGGUUUCGAUGCAAGAAGAAGUGGAAAUUGAGGAGGAAGAAGAAGAAGAAGAUGACCCAACUGUCGAGCUCUGCUAUCUCGACCCUGAAACGAAUCCCAACAGCCUUACUGAAUGGGAGCUUGAUUUUUGCUCAAGACCCAUUCUUGAUAUCAGAGGGAAGAAGCUUUGGGAGCUUGUGGUUUGUGAUGAGUCUUUGUCAUUGCAAUAUACUAAGUACUUUCCCAAUAAUGUGAUCAAUAGUAUUACUUUGAAGGACGCCAUUGAGGGAAUCAGUGAAGAUUUGGGUAUUCCUUUACCUGAUAAAAUACGCUACUUCAGGUCACAAAUGCAGACAAUUAUAACAAAGGCUUGUAAUGAGCUUGGUAUAAAACCUGUUCCUAGUAAAAGGUGUGUAUCACUGCUGUUAUGGUUGGAUGAAAGAUUUGAGACUAUAUAUACUCGUCAUCCUGGUUACCAGAAAGGAGCUAAGCCGCUUCUCGCUUUAGAUAACCCUUUCCCAAUGGAACUUCCGGAUAAUCUUUUUGGGGAUAGAUGGGCUUUUGUCCAAUUACCUUUGUCAGCUGUUCGGGAGGAGAUUUCAUCCUUAGAAUCAAAACUUGUAUUCGGUUCAAGUUUAGAUUUGGAUUUGUUGGGGAUUGAAAUUGAUGACGGCACAUUGAUCCCAGGGUUGGCUGUUUCUUCUUCACGAGCUAAACCGCUAGCAGCUUGGAUGAAUGGCCUGGAAGUGUGCUCAGUAGAAGCAGAUGUGGCCCGGGCUUCAUUGAUUCUUUCGGUAGGAAUUUCGACAAGGUAUGUCUAUGCAACUUACAAGAAAAGCUCAGUGACCACAAAUGAAGCUGAAGCCUGGGAAGCUGCCAAGAAAGCUGCUGGAGGUUUGCAUUUCCUUGCCAUUCAGGAGGACUUGGAUUCAGAUGACUGUGUUGGGUUUUGGCUUCUACUGGACUUGCCUCCUCCACCUGUAUAAUCUAAUGUUGCUUUGAAAAAAGACAAGUUUAAUCACAAUACAUUUUGUCUUCUCAAA